CGUUUGUUAAACUGUGUUACAUAUCAAUGAUGUUUGAAUUGUGUGAAGUAUUCAUGUUAAUGUUUCGAAAUUUAUUAAAAAGUCACCAUAGUUUGUUGUGAAGCUGACAGUACUUAUAUUUUUUUUAAAAUAUGGUUGCAUAUAUUUUGUACCUGUGAAAUAUAUGUUUAACAUUAAUUAAAUAUUAUACAAGUUUUUAAAAACAAACAUAUUUUUAUCAAUUUCUCUAACACAGUAGUAAUGAGGUGAAGAAAAGUCGUCGUUUCUUAUUGCCAGACUUACGCAAAAUGAAUCUUAACACAUUUCAUAAUGCUUCCUAAAACUUCGAAAACUAUUGCUCUCUGUUCGGUAGCAAAUUUUAUUAAUGCCGCUGACCGAAUUGUUAUGCCUAUUGCCAUUAUUCCUAUGACUGAUCAUUACAACUGGAGUCUAUACUGGCAAGGAUGGAUUCUCAGCGCAUUUGCAUUUGGUUACAUAACUAGUCAGAUCAUUGGAGCCAAUGCUGCAUCCAGAUUUGGUGGUAAAACAGUAAUGACAUUUGCCGUAUUUCUGUGGUCAGUCUCUACUGUUAUUACUCCUUUUAUUGCAUCAUCACUGACAUUACUUAUCAUAUGCAGAAUACUCCUUGGCCUUGGUGAAGGAAUAGGCCUGCCAACUGUUUUUAAUAUUUUUGCUAGUUCUAUACCUGUUGAAGAACGUUCUCGAGCAUUUGGCUAUUUAGUUGCAAGUGGUACUGCUGGCCAGACUAUUGCUGCAUUGAUUUGCCCACAUUUACCCUGGCCUUGGAUGUUUUAUGCAUUUGGAAGUCUUGGCAUUUUAUGGGUUGUCUUAUGGAUAGUAUUUUAUACUGAAAUUCCAAAUUAUGGUCAAGAUGAACUACCUUUAGUUUUUCCUAAGGUGACUAACAUUAAUGUGAGAUGGAUUGAAUUCAUCAGUCACUGGUCAUUAUGGGCUAUCUAUGUGGCCCACUUUGCAAUGAAUUGGUCAAAUUACAUUAUUAUGCAGUGGUUACCAACAUACUUAUCUCGGAAUCUUGGUGCUGAUAAGGAAGAUAUCAGUUUAACUGCUAUGCCUUACUUAAUAAACUCCCUUUGUGGAGUAGUGUCUGGUCAUUUAGCUGACUCAUUAAUCGCAAGGAAGUGGACUGUUUUAUCUGUCCGAAGGUUAAUGACUUGCAUUGGGCUUAUAGGACCUGGUGUAUUUCUCUUGUGCUUUAAUGCAGUGAAUAAUUUGUUAGCUGCAGUAGUUUUAGUGUCCAUUUCUAUGGGUUUAUGUGCCUGUAAUUCUGCUGGCCAUUUGAGCAACCACACUGAUUUGGCUCCAAAUCAUGCGGGUAUUACCUUUGCUAUUUCCAAUACAAUUGCUACUAUUCCUGGUAUUCUGUGUGGUCCAGUUACUGCUGAACUGGUUACUCAAUCCCAUGGACGGUGGUUUCCAGUUUUUGUUCUGGCUGGUUGUGUAAAUUUUGUUGGAGCUGUGAUUUAUACCAGUCAGAGUUCUGCAAGCCAGGCUUUAUGAAAUUUAAGUAUACUUAUUAAACUUCACAAGAUAAAAAGAAGUAAAUUAUUGAAAGCUUUAUUAAGUACUCUAAUGUGAUUUGGACUUGAACAUUUUUUCAUUUUGUUGCAAACCAUUGCCGUUCAUCCAGACAUUUUUAUAGACAAGAAAAAUAUGUAUAAAAAACUAUAUUUAUAAAAUUUUGAAGUUCUGUAUAGAAAAGCAAAAGUAUUUUAAUGGUAAAUAAAUAUUUGCAUUUAUUAUAGUAAAAUAAAAUGUUAUAUACUUGUUUAAAAAGU
Stegodyphus dumicola is the source of this 1796-nucleotide messenger RNA. RefSeq lists its product as uncharacterized. The record is from RefSeq and is a predicted model, not a curated record. Lineage: Eukaryota; Metazoa; Arthropoda; Arachnida; Araneae; Eresidae. Gene Ontology annotation, molecular function: transmembrane transporter activity. Gene Ontology annotation, biological process: transmembrane transport; monoatomic anion transport. Gene Ontology annotation, cellular component: membrane.